AUGGAAUCAGUAAACGUCGAAACUAAAGAAGACAUUUUGCAAAGACAUAGAAAUGAGAAAAAAGACAUGCAAUGUAAGAUUCAAUCAAUGAAGAAGUCUGUAGCAAAAGGUGAUCGGAAGAAGAAAAAAGAAGUUGCUGAGCAAACUGCAGAAAUUGAAGCCAAAUUAAAGCAUAAACAUUUAGAAGAACUAAAUACAUUUACAGAGGAAAACGAAGAACCAUCUCUGAUAAAAAAUUUACAAGAAGUUAAAAUCAAUGAUUCUGCUGUUAAAGUUAGUAGAGCUGAAAAACGGCGAACAAAAAAAAUCACUCAAUUGAAAGAAAGGCAAGCAUUAAUUGAAGAACAUGAUAUUCAAAACAUUGGCGGUACACGACAUGUAGAAACUCAAACAUUAGUUAAGAAACUCAAAAAUCUAGGUUUUGUUAUUUUUGAUAUUCCUUCAGACGGUAAUUGCUUAUAUAGUGCUAUUGUACAUCAGCUUAAAGAAAUAUGUGGGCAAACUUUUACUGUACCUGAAAUUCGACUUAAGACCUCUGACUUUAUCAAAUGCAACAAAGAUGACUUUAUACCUUAUUUGAGCCAUCCGGAUACUGGAGAAAUGUUAACUGAUGAACAAUUUAUUGAAUAUUGCUUUCAAGUAGCAAAUUCAGUUCAAUGGGGUGGUGAAAUUGAACUAAGAGCUUUAUCCCACAUAUUCAAAAUACCAAUCAAAGUAAUUCAAGCUGAAGGAUCUGAUAUCACUAUUGGAAUAGAAUAUACUAAUUGUAAUAAAGCAUUAAUUUUAGUGUUUCAUCGACAUAUGUAUGGUUUAGGUGAACAUUAUAAUUCGCUUUUAGUGUUGAUAUUAGUGUCUUCUACAAGUUCUUUCCAAAAUAACCUUCUACACUCAAUCACUGGUGUUGUUUCAAAAAAUAAUUUUUCAUAUUAUACACUACAAAAUAGAGGAUAUAUUUCUAUUGUAUUAAUAUCUAAAGAGGGUGACGCUGAUUUAUACAUAUCUCAGCCACAUAUUUCACAUCAUCCUACUUUUGAUCCAGAUACAUAUUGCCUUCAAUCUACUACAUGUGGAAUUGAUAUUCUUCAUAUACCUAACUGGUUUAAACGGCCUAUAUACCUUGGUAUUUAUGGUCACCCGUCUAAUGAAAUUGCCAGUUAUACAUUAGACAUAAUUCAAAAUUUAGACCCUGGUGAAGAAUUUAACUUGAAUUUAUUUGAAUCCGAAGAAGAAAAUGAAACUGUAUCUAUAAAUAAUGACAAAGCUAAUGACAAAGAUAAUGACAAAGAUAAAUAUAAAAAUUACCGUGGUGUUUCAGAUAUUUUAUUUGAGCAAAUGGGUUUAACAUUUGAACAUAUGUUAUAUUCCCUUGGAAUAACACUUCAAUUAAUUUGGAAUUUUAUUGGUAUCAUCAUAGAAGUAUUAUUUUUAUGA
Molecule: messenger RNA, 1431 nt
Organism: Macrosiphum euphorbiae (potato aphid)
Lineage: Eukaryota; Metazoa; Arthropoda; Insecta; Hemiptera; Aphididae
Source: the annotation of a GenBank genome assembly